UGGGACAGGUGUCUUUUACCAAGCGAUGCCAGCUGUGGGAAGUGAUGGGAGAAAUGUUAUGAAACUAAUCCCUGUUCAAAAAGUCAACGGACAGUUUGUUCGAUCACCAACAAGCACUAUGAAGGAUAUUGCUGAACCUCAACGAGAUCUUACCUUGGACGUGCCAUCAAUUUCGAAGAUUAACAUGUCUACUUUGGGACCCACAGCUAAAGGACAAUCUGUGAAUAAAAGGCAAUUUUACAUGAGUACCUCUCCAAAUCCAACCAAUCUGACAGGAAUAUAUCAUUCAGUGAGCAUCCAGACUCCUAUAGUAACAACAAAAGUAGCCCAAAGUGCGGUAUCCUUGACAUCACCUGAGCUAACACUUUUGAAUAAGGAACAGCUGCCAGUCACUGUGAAAUCUCCAGCGCUUCCAAAUGGACAAUACCUUCAAAUUCCCCCUAAUGCUCAAGUGAAAACCCUUCCAGCAUCCGCACUCCCCCCAGCCAUAAAGAGACAGAUAUUUACUUCAUCAACGAGCUGUGCCUCAAAUUCAAAUUUGCCAAUGGUUCUUUAUGUGUCCCCUGUCCAAACCAUGAAACCAGGUGGUACUCCAUUAUGUCCAACAUCUCAGAAGACAGCCCUCUCCCUCAGCCGACUUCCAAGGUCAUCUGGCCAGACACUUUCUACAUGCUCUUCGACAGGCUCAACACCGUGUUCUACUACUGCUAAGGAUGGCAAAAGACCGGUCACUCCUAUUAAGUGGGUGAUUGAGGAGGCGGAUGGCUCACCUGCUCCAUGCCUUGUUCCUGUGAAUUCCUCUUCUAUGACCUCAGAUAUUCUGAAAACUCUGGCAGAGAUGGAAAAAGGCACCAAAACCUGUGAAAACACAGCAAAAAAGUGUUCACCUUCCCAAGAGAGUCAGACAAAAAUUGGCCAAGAGAAGGACAAUGCCUUAGUGAUGUACAAUGGGAAGGUGUAUUUUGUAGCCAAGAAAACCCCUGAGCUUUGUAACCGACCAUCAAAGCCCUUGGAGGCCAGUAGGAACAUGGGUGACUCCACCACACAGGCAGCAGAAAGUGUUGGAUUCAAUCAGAGAAUCAGCUUACCGCCCUCCCUACCCUUAAGCGCCUCAUUUGGAUCACAAUUGUCAAAUAAAACCAGACCAGAUCCUAAACACAUUGUUAUACCAGAUGACAUCAUUGACCUCUGUGACGAUGAUCCACAGGAUGACCUUACAUGCCAGGCAAUAUCAACAAGGGGCGUAACAAGGCAACCUGAAGUCGAUGAGGACGAAGACUCCAAUGUAAUAUUUGUCUCAUACCUUCCACCCAAAACGGUGUCUAAAGUAGUUGAAGGAGACAAAGAAAUGGCUUAUAUGCUGAAUGACUUGGAAGCUGAACAAGAAAUGUUAUGCAGUCAAGAUCAUUUGAAUGGCCAGGUAGUGGAUAGUCAGAAGAAAGUAUCUGGCCUGUCAAUAGAAAAGUGUCAGAGCAUUGCCACUGCCCAAGACAUGGCAGGCUUUCAAGGUAGUGCAACAGGCCUAGAGUUGAACUCCCGUCAGCAAAACAUCACUGGUCAGUAUAGGAAAAUACUGCAAAGAUUUCAUGGCCGUGCAACUGGAAUCCGAAUAGAGAACAUUCAGGGUAAUGCCACUAGCAAGGAAAUGGGAAGCAGUCGUCCCAGUGCUUCAACCCAAGAAAUGGGGAGCGUCCAGGAUGAUGCCACUGACCAGGGGAUUGGAAACAGUCAGCACCAUGCCGCCACGCAAGAAAUGGACAACAUUCCUGGAAGUACCUCUCUCCAAACAGAAAUGGAGACUCACAAAGAAAAGGUAAGACAUCCCACUACUCAGAUAGCUACACUGAACAAUAAUAUUAACCAUAACAUUUAAAGUGUUGGUACCACGUUUCAUGAGCUAAAAAUAAAUAUCCCAGAAAUGUUCCAUGCGCACAAAAAGGUUAUUUCUCUCAAAUGUUGUGCACAAAUUUGUUUACAUCCCUGUUAGUGAGCAUUUCUCAUUUGCCAAAAUUAUCCAUCCACCUGACAGAUGUGGCAUAUCAAGAAGCUGAUUAAACAGCAUUAUUAUUACACAGGUGCACCUUGUGCUUGGGACAAUAAAAGGCCACUUUAAAAUGUGCAGUUUUGUCACACAACACAAUGCCACAGAUGUCUCAAGUUUUGAGGGAGCAUGCAAGGCGUAUUUAUGUUUGUAAAAAGGCCCUUUUGUGGGGAAAAACGCAUUCUGAUUUGCUGGGCCUGGCUCCCCAGUCAUGUGAAAUCCAUAGAUUAGGGCCUAAUGAAUUUAUUUCAAUUGACUGAUUUCCUUAUAUGAACUGUAACUCCGUACAAUCUUUGAAAUUGUUGCACGUUGUGUUUAUAUUUUUGUUCAGUAUAAUAAAGUAAACUCACCAAGGCUUUUAAUCUUGAUCAUUCCCCAAUUUUAGAGCUCAUCAGAUCCCAUCCCUGAGCAGCGGACUUCUGUGUUGGACAUGAAAUCCUUGGAAACUUGUGAUCGCCUGCUGAAACAGAUGUUUGGGAUCACAUCUGAUGUGAAAAUAUGUUUGGAGAGGGUUGAUGCUAAACCCAAGGCUAUCCCUAAAGUGUUUCCUCGGAUUGGGACCACAAACAAACGUACCAUAGAGGCUAUUCGCAAAUUGUUACAGGGAUCAAACAUUUUGGUAAAAAGGAGGGAACACGAGGUAACUGAUCAUUUUCUACUUUCCAAAGCUUACUAAUGCAUGAGGUAUUGUUGGUCUACUUUAGCCUAUUAGAUUGUCACGGUUGAAUUUCGAGACAAAAAGUAUAUUGUUUUACCAUUAAUUUGAACAGCAUUUUCCAAGAUGUAUUACUGUAUUUCCCACUCUAAAAAUUAAGCACCUUGUUUCACAGGUCUCUGCAACUAGGAAUGAUGAUAGUUGCCCAAUAGAUGCUAAAAGACUGAAAAUAGGAAAAGUUGAAAAUGCAUCUGAAAGUUCAGAAAACACAGAGCCCCUCACCAGUCCAACUCCUCAGCUGGAAAUGCAGCCCCUCACCAGUCCAACUCCUCAGCUGGAAAUGCAGCCCCUUACCAGUCCAACUCCUCAGCUGGAAAUGCAGCCCCUUACCAGUCCUACUCCUCAGUUGGAAAUGCAGCCCCUCACCAGUCUUACUCCUCAGUUGGAAAUGCAGCCCCUCACCAGUCCAAGUCCUCAGUUGAAAAUGCAGCCCCUCACCAGUCUUACUCCUCAGUUGGAAAUGCAGCCACUCACCAGUCCAAGUCCUCAGUUGAAAAUGCAGCCCCUCACCAGUCUUACUCCUCAGCUGGAAAUGCAGCCCCUCACCAGUCCAAGUCCUCAGUUGAAAAUGCAGCCCCUCACCAGUCUUACUCCUCAGUUGGAAAUGCAGCCCCUCACCAGUCCAAGUCCUCAGUUGAAAAUGCAGCCCCUCACCAGUCCAACUCCUCAGCUGGAAAUGUUAUCUGAUGCUGAACACAUAUUUGGGUAUGAGGAACCGACUGUCAAUGAUUUAAUUUCCACCGAAAUUGAAACAGGGGUCCCUUCUAAACCUCUGCCAGAUCUCAAUCCAGUACAUAUUUCAAAAAGAAGCUCAAAGUCACCCGUUCCAUCUGUCCACCCACAAACAAACACUGAAGCUAUGGAUUGCGCUCCUGGGCACUUAUGUGGCACAGCAAGCAACAUAAAGCCUAACUCUAGAAAAAGAAGGGGAAAAGGGAGAAGAUGCACUGCGUGUCCAUGUGGGGUGACUGGAACACUAGUACAAGACAAAGCAAUGAGCUCAUCAUCCACUUCACAAGAGGGGCCUAGUUCAUCUAAACCACCGAACACCAGGACCUCAGAUGGCAGUACCUGUGCAAUUGCAAUAUCAGCUAAACAAAAGCGUAGAAAGUCCACAAAGGCUCAAAUGGAAGAUAAAGAGCAAACAUCUGUGGAGAUCCAAUGUCCUUCAAAUGUGAGUGAGAAGGGAAGUAGUACAGCUGGAGAGAUCCCAACCAGUUAUCUCUGCUCUACAGCACCCAUGGACCCUGAAGAAAUCAAGCGUCAUGAGAGAAUCAAACGACUGAAAGAACUCUUGAAGGAGAAGGAGGCUGCUCUUGCAAUGAUUAGAAAGAACAUGGGC
Coregonus sp. 'balchen' is the source of this 4098-nucleotide messenger RNA. The record is from the annotation of a GenBank genome assembly. Lineage: Eukaryota; Metazoa; Chordata; Actinopteri; Salmoniformes; Salmonidae.